CCGACUUCCACUCCACUUCGAACAGCGCUUUCCGGCGACUGCCUACGUGACUCAGAACCCACUCUACUGCCCAUUCAGGUUCCUAAUUGGCAUCAGCCACAUUCAGGUUCCGAAUUGGCAUCAGCCACAUUCAGCUGAUUUUCGAGACGUCCAGGGAACCUCCAAUCGUCGUUCGGGACGUGUAUCCGAAGAAGGGAUGCGUGAAACACCGGGUCAAGGCCCCUUUGCUUCAGAUUAGGGGGCAAGUCUAUCUCAAAGGACAAAUUACCGAAGUCUCUCGUGAUCAGGGCAACUCCUGCCAGCCUGAAGGAAGAGAGCACACAGCACACAACAACCUCACAUGAGUC
This is a messenger RNA of Mycena citricolor, 347 nucleotides long. The record is from the annotation of a GenBank genome assembly. NCBI's taxonomy places the organism in Eukaryota, Fungi, Basidiomycota, Agaricomycetes, Agaricales, Mycenaceae.